GAGGACCAGACCAACCCGAGGUGUAUCCGGGCAUGACAUAACAAGUGCGUGGAGGUUCGAUUCUGUCAGCCACAUUUCCUACGCUCUAUUUCACUUCCAAUUUCAUCCCUUUUCUGCUCCCAGCUUGAAGUUCAACUUCAUCUCUGCGGGUUUCCUAUAUUCAAAUGCCCUAACAAGACAACUGCAUCUAAGGUCUUCAUGAUCCUGUUUAAGUAUAACUGCUCUGGGAAGUUUAGAAAGAACCAACCUAUCAGCCAGCUCAAUACAGUACAGUAUUAAUGAAGAUGAACAAUAGCAUUGCAUCUUCUUUUGCUAUUGCUCCUGCCUCUUCUCUUAGCCAUGAACAAACUGCUGCUCCUGCUCCUGCCCCUAGUGAAGAUGAGGAAAAGAAAGCUUCAAAGAGCUUAUCUGGUUUUAUUUUCUUAUGUAAUGGAAGGUCCAAACCAGAGUGCUACAAAUAUCGUGUUUUUGGGCUCCCAUUGAGUAAAGUGGAAGUUGUAGAAAAGAUUAAAACUGGCACAAAACUUUUCCUGUUUGAUUUUGACGUGAAGCUUCUUUAUGGUGUUUAUGAGGCAACUUCCGAUGGAAAAGUAGGGUUGGAACCUCUUGCUUUUGGAGGCAGAUUUCCAGCACAGGUACAAUUCAGAAUUUACAAGGGAUCUCUUCCAUUGCAUGAGAAUUCUUUCAAACAUGCCAUAAAAGAUAACUACAAAGGCCCCAGAUUUGAACAGGAACUCAAUGAACAUCAAGUCAGAAAUCUCCUAUCACUGUUUCGUCCUCUUUAUGAAUCAUCGUCAUCAUCAGCUUCACCCGCCCCGAUGGCAAACAUUGGCCCGACUUUGCCGAAUAUGGGCCAUCCAAAGGGAACUUACCCCUCGGCAGUGAGGCAGCAAGUCGAGCACUUAUCAACAGUACCCUUUGGGAAGUAUCCAUAUGCCGGAAUUGGCCAAGGUCACGUUCGGAAUAUCCAAGUAUCACAUCAUGGAUGGCAGGGAACGAUGCCAAUAAGAGAUCGUUUCCACAAUGGCAUUGAUCCGGGGGUUGCAGCUCCCAGCAAGCAAUUCUUUACUGCUGAUUCUCAUCAGCAUGUCCCAACAUCCAGUUAUCCAUACUAUACUGCAAAUGGAAAUCUCAAUCCACCCAUUCACCAAUAUUAUACUGCAGAUGUUCAAGAACGAAAUAUUGCAGCUCACAGUCACCCAUAUCAUUCUGCUGCUGCUCAACAACUAAAUGCUAUACCUCUCACUCACCAAUAUUAUUCUACCGACUCUCAGAACCCAAAUGUUACUGCACCUAGCCACCCAUAUCAUUCUGCAGAUGUUCAAGAACAAAAUAUUGCAGCUCACAGUCACCCGUAUCAUUCUGCUGCUGCUGCUCAACAACUAAAUGCUACACAUCUCACUCACCAAUAUUAUUCUACCGACUCUCAGAACCCAAAUGUUGCUGCACCUAGCAACCCAUAUCAUUCUGCUGCUGCUCAACAACUAAAUGCUACACCUCUCACUCACCAAUAUUACCCUACUGACUCUCUGAACCCAAAUGUUGCCGCACCUAGCCACCCAUCUUGUGCUGCUGAUUCCCAACAGUUGAAUACUGCAGUGCACAUUCAGCAGUAUUAUUCUACUUAUCCUCAGCAAGUAAAUGUGGAAGCAGUGAGUCACCCUUGCUUCCCUGCUGAUUCUCAACUACGAACUGCCACAGCACCUAGUCACAAUUAUUAUGUUGCAGUUGAUGGUGGUGCUGUGCAGUUGAGGCAGGAAUCUUAUUUUAGAUCAAUGCAUGAGGCAGCUCCUCAGGAUCAACUAAUGGGAAUACAACAUAAUUAUCAGCAACUGCCUCAACAGAUGCAUCAACAAAGUGCUGAUACCUUCAAUUCGAACCCCAUUCUCUCAGCCCCUUAUGGAUCUUUACUAGCUCUGCCGGGUGCUCCUCAGGCAGUUGCCACUCCGCAUGAUCUAAAUGCUCACUCCUCGACCUAUUAUUAGCUCAUGGGUGCAAUUGUUGUUUGAAGAAGGUGGUGAACAUGGAAAUCAGGUCUCAUACUCUUUGUAGGGUUUCUUGAAAUAUGUUGUUUUUUGUAAGAAAAGAGUUUUACCGCCACCCAAAAAUGCUACAAGCGCUUGUACAAUGAUAUUCUAUGGAUGUUAUACCCUUUAAUAAACUAGGAGCUUUUAGUAGUCCAAAGUUAUUGAU
This is a messenger RNA of Cuscuta epithymum, 2193 nucleotides long. The record is from the annotation of a GenBank genome assembly. NCBI's taxonomy places the organism in Eukaryota, Viridiplantae, Streptophyta, Magnoliopsida, Solanales, Convolvulaceae.